GCCGCCGCUUUAGUUGAGGACGCGACGAUGCGCGCCGCGCCGCCCGUGGCGUCGCGCGUCGUCGCGGCUUCGGCGUUAGGCGGUGCUGCGGGCGGCGACAUGCCUCCCGAGACGCCCCGCGCCGAUAUCCUAGACGGGGCCCGCGCGCUCGACGCUUUAGAUGAUCCGGCGGCGGACGCCUCGGCCGACACGUUGCGCUCGCUGCCGUCGCCCGGAGUCCAGGCGCUCGCUGCUUCGGACGCCUCGGCGUCUUCUCAGCGCGACGCGCCCGUCGCUUCGUUAGAUGGGCCUUCCCUGACGCGCGGAGCGCCUGAAUCGGCGGCCUUCGGCGGCUCGGACGCGCCCAUGCCUUCGCUGCGACGGGACGGCGACGAUGAUGAUGAUGACGACGACGACUACCUCACUGCGGCGGUGCGCAAAGCCGAGGCGGAGCCCGAGACUCCAGAGGCUCGGGAGGCCCUGAACGAUCUACCUCCGGGGAAGACGCCUUCGAGCUGCCUCGGGUCGCUGUUACAGCGCAUCGGUUUAUUUGCGGUCGACGAGGACACGUGCACGGUCGACGGGGGUUCUCUGAUCGACGAUUUGGAGGAGUUAGACCAGGAGAAGCGGGACGAGCGAGGGACUGGCGGCGGCACUCACAAGUUUUACAUCUACAAGAUCCUCUUGUUCGCGGCGCAGAUGGCUCUCAUCUUCGGGGAGGUCUGCUUCGCGAAGGGCGUCAGCAUUUUCCGGUGCGUCUUCGGCCGCUACGCCCUAGCAAGGAUCUUCUGGGUGGGCAGAAAGACGAUGCUGGACGCGAUGAAGAUGAAAUUGCCGCUGCUCUGGGUUCCUUUGGAGAUACGCCCCGAGGACCUGCACCUGCUGCCGUCGUGGGUCCGCGCCGUGUUCCCGCGGGGCCUGCGCUUCGAGUCGGCCGCGGUGAUCAAGGAGCUCCUCCAGCGGUCGAACGGCUUGUUCUUCGACUGCAAGAGCUGGCUCUGGAACGCCACCUGCGCCGGCCUCGUCGGCACCACCGCCGUGGUCCCGGCGUUCGCGCUCACCGUGGCCGGCGUCGACCCCGGCUCCCUCGUCGCGUCGCGCGGCGCGUCGCGCUCGCGGGCGCUCGUCCCGUCUUCGGCGGCGGGCGGCUCUACUGAUGCGGUGUCGUCACUCUUUUCGGCGGGCGUCAACUACGUGGACAUCAACUUCUCGUACCCGGAGUCGGUGCAGCGCGGCACGGCGCUCGUGUCAUCGCAGCUCGGGUCCCCUCCGCUCGCGGUGUCGGUGCCUUACUUCUACAUCCGCUUCCACAAGCCGAACACUUCGAAGCUCACGGAGUGGUUCCUCGUCGACGACUUCGCUACGGUUAUGCCGGAGCUCAAUCGCACUUCCUGGAACCCCGUGCCCGACUGGGUCUUCGAGUCCAAGACGCUGCGCGCGCUCGCGGCCGGCGCGGCCCUGAUCUUCCGCGGGAUGGACAUCCGCGACGUCGCGACGUCGCCUUUUUCGCUCCUGGAGGUCUUCGAUCCGACGAUCGAGUGCCGACACAACUACACCUACACGAUCUGGGCCGGCGUCGACUUCGUCAUCUUGCUGCCGGACGGCCGCGUGCUCGACAAGCGCCUCUUCCUCCUCGAGCUCCUCAAGGCGCACGCCGCCUGA
Pelagomonas calceolata is the source of this 1641-nucleotide messenger RNA. Lineage: Eukaryota; Pelagophyceae; Pelagomonadales; Pelagomonadaceae. The record is from the annotation of a GenBank genome assembly.